AUGUUACUCUCGUUUGCAUCUGGCUGGUGGCCAUUUACGGUCACAAUCGUAUCGCUUGCAGGUCCCUUCCUGUUCAAGCAGCUUCGCGCAGCCAGACGCGAGGAAGCCGCCGACGACGAUGAGCCACGAAAGCGUUCAGGCCGACCGUUGAUCUCGUUGCUCUUAUUAUUAAACUCUAUCUAUAUAUUGUAUCAUUUGCUGCUCGAACCACCCCCAAAUCUCUUCACGUCGCUGCGUAUUCCAUUCACAACACCAGCCCCGACCAUUCGCGCGCUUCUCUUGCAACGAACAGACCCACCAACAGACUUUUUGCCACCUCAAAUGGAACUAUUACUCACUAAACUUGCCUCUUUUGAAGUCCGGACGAUGUAUUCGAGGUUUGGACAUAAUGUCAUCAUCGGAUGCUCAGACUGUCAAAACUUUCUUCAUUUUGGACUAUAUGCGCUCCCCUUGGCUCUGCUCGACUACCUUCGCAAUAUUUUCAUCUACGGUAUCGUCACACUGAGGGGGACGGGCCGUGAGCGUCUCCGUCUUUUGGGAACAGGUGCCCUCGUCACAGCUGCCGCGUUUGAGGCAUGGUGGAUCGCAACUGUCGACAUCAAGGUCCCAAGGGAUGGACUCGGCGUCACUAUGUGGCAUGACCGACUCUUUCUAGUCCGUCAAGUGAUUUUCCUAAUCGUGCCUGCCCUCGCGCACAAUCUCCCCGCUUCACCACAGAAGCCAAUUUCACCGCUCUUCCUCCUAUCAAGGACCGCGAUGGAACUCGACCUGACGGAAGCCAAAGCCCGAACUCUUGACAUGACACACACUGCAACCAUGCGAGAUCCCGAGCUGCGGCACAACGCGACCAAUUGGUGGACCUGGCAGCAGCAAGAGGCCGAGUGGGGGCGACAAGACGAAAGAUUAGAAGAAGAGGCGGAAAAGGUCGGGAUGGGUAUUCACUCUGGGGAUGCGGAAGCGGGGACAGAGCCUGGAGUAUUGCUCGCCAAAACACGCAAGGCGGUCAAGGAUCUCUUAAAGAUGGCAUGGGGAUGGGAGGAUCCAGUAGAGUUUUCCGCUCCCGACACGUCGCAGGUACCAUCAUCCCCCGCGCGACCGACGUGA
Molecule: messenger RNA, 1104 nt
Organism: Serendipita indica DSM 11827
Lineage: Eukaryota; Fungi; Basidiomycota; Agaricomycetes; Sebacinales; Serendipitaceae
Source: the annotation of a GenBank genome assembly